Messenger RNA from Chaetomium globosum CBS 148.51, 1827 nucleotides. RefSeq lists its product as uncharacterized. Gene Ontology annotation, molecular function: myosin binding. Bases 1 to 1827 code for a protein of 608 amino acids. Gene Ontology annotation, cellular component: plasma membrane. The transcript has 4 exons. Gene Ontology annotation, biological process: cell-cell adhesion. The record is from RefSeq and is a predicted model, not a curated record. NCBI's taxonomy places the organism in Eukaryota, Fungi, Ascomycota, Sordariomycetes, Sordariales, Chaetomiaceae.
AUGUCAUCAUUUUGGUCACUAACCGCUUUCCUGCUUGUAGACGAGGGCGAAGAACUGCAGGCCUGGGGCACGCCGUCCGUCUCGGAUAAUCACGAUGAGUCGCCGCCGUCCAGUCCGUCGUUCGCCCCGGUAGGGCGGCCGAUGGUCAAGAAGCGCUUCCGGACGAACCUUCCGGACCCCCUGCCACUGAACAUCCCACCGAUGAACCGACUGAGCUCGUUGCGCCAUUCAUACUCGAAAGCCGUAGUUUCAAGGAUAGAUCGCGCCGGCAACCUCAAGUUCAUCGAGCAGUUCCGGUACACGAUUGUCGCGUCCCAAUUGUUGAGCGGGCAUUCAAUAGCAAUGCACCAUGCCCACCACAGCCGGUCAAAGGACAUGCCAGAGGCCACCCAAACGGUAGUGGUAACAUCAACGGGUCUUUUUGCGACAGCCGCCGCCGCGCUUGUUGUUGCUUGGGUAGCGAGAUGGGUGUAUUCCGGGGGCUAUGCGCACUUGACCAAGAAGCGGGUGAGCUUCACGGCGCUGGUUCUAGUAGCGGUUGCUGUUGUGUCACAAGCCUAUCUCCGACAACAGUGGCUUCGGUAUUUGAGAAACCAAGCGCUGGGCGAGGUGACCACCUUCGUCGCCAGGUCUCAGGACUUUGACAGUGCUUCUAGUGCGGCGAUAUCAUUAAUCCAGGAGGUCGAGCUCGUGUCUCGAGGCUACAGGUUAAGCGCACCCCUACCUCCAAUUAGCCGUAUGGAGGACCGGUCACAAAUACGCCGGUGCAGCAGGCUGCGCAAGGCGUUGAAGGGACGGUUCACCGACAUGAUCGAAAGUCACAUGCAGGCUUGUACAGCGGUCAAGGAAUUCGCUGAGCAGGGAGAUCUGGAGAAGUACCACGAUAUCUACGACAUCAGCGACUUCGACAUAUCGGACGCGAUGCGGGGAUUUUCGGAGAAGGAAUUCGACGAUCCCGAGUCUCUGCAGUCCCUUAAGAUUGCUGCCGCCCGUUUUUACACUAUUCGUAAGAUUCUGUUGUGCUCCCUCCUCGCCUUUGAGGCGGCGGGCGAUAAUACCGACUUCUUGCGAUGGUCAACGGCCGUGGAGGGAUUGAAGACUCUCAACCAAGCUACAUCUCAAGGCUUUGAGAGGGUUCGCCAGAUUCUUAGUGAAGAAGAAACUUUCCCCAUUAUUUCUGAUUCAAAAUCGCCAUUAUCGCCCAACCGAGAGAAGCGCCGGUCUCAAUUUAUGAAACUUAAUUCGUUGUCGAUGGGCAUCCGAGGUCUUCAAGCAAAGCUUGCGCUUUUACGAGAGGAGUCGGAGAGGACGCUGAACGAGGCAGAAGAUGUAUCGGAGUUGGGGAACAAUCUGAUGGCUCAGUACGAGUCCAUCGGGCAAGACCUCAAAAUGCUUACGCAGGCAUGGGAAGAAGGGAAAGCCGCCCUUGCCUCAGGGAUUGACCGCAACGAGAAACGACUGUCCUCCCUCAGCACGCUACUUUCUCCGGCGACCUCAUUAAGCGGGCUUACCACGGUCGAGGAGGGUGGGACACUCGAGGCAUUCAAGGCUUUAACCGGGGAAUCACCGCCGGGUUCGACUUUUGGAAGUCCAAACGGGGAUUCGGACGUGGUGGAAGUGUUCGAAGCGGUCGCCUUACCGACCCGGACGCGCAGUCUCCUGAGCAGGGAUGAGCGGAUAGCCAAGAUGAAGGAAGAGCGAGAGAAAAGAGAAGCUGCCAGGGAAAGGGCCGACGCGACCCGCGGAAUGCUCCGCGAGCUCGAGACCGUCAUCAACCUGCGGCCAAAGCGGGCGACCAUGCCGGCGCCUUCUCGCAUCUCAUUAUGA